AUGACUAAGCGACUCUGUUUCUUUGCUUUGUUUUAAAUGACUGUACCACAGUGCUCUUGCCAGGAUUGUUGCCCAUGAGGUCCAGCCCACACUUUCAAUAGAAGAUCAGAUUAAACCGGAGAUAUGGAAGUGAAGGAAAUUAAUGCCACUAAGACUCAGACUACUGUGAAUCUCUCAGCUCCUGUGCACGAUGAGGGCGGUCCAUCGCUCCUGGGUAAAUUUUCCUUAAAGUCGUUUUUUGGAAUCACAACAAAGCCAAAAGAAGAGAGUGCUGUUCUGAAAGCAUUCAGAUCCCUUUCAAUCAAACCAGAGGUGCAGUCAGACACCCCUGACUUUACUCCGGAGGAAAACAACGUAAAUUCUGGAGCACACCCUGACACAGAGCUAGAUGGAACAAAUGAAUCGGAGUCUGUUAAAGUAGAAGCAACCUUGAGAAAUCAGGAAACUGAGCCGGUAGAACAUUCAGACUUGAAUUUACAGGAUCCGGAUGAUUUAAACUGUAAAAAGGAGAUGGAUUCAGAAAACAAUUUGGAAGAAGUUAAGUCUAGUGGAAUUGACAUGGAAAACCUAGAAACUCCUCAGAUGGAUAAUCUGGGUGGGACUGAAGUCCACAUUUUACAAGAGCAAAAUGAUGAAAAGAAGGGAGUAGACACACAGCGUCUGGAAGCCUCAGACACUCUUGAAGAUGCAAGCACUGCCAUGCGAACGCUUCAUAAUAGCAGUACCUCGCUGUCUGUCAAGGAAAUCAACGACCAGGAUGGUCUGCUUGUACAUGGAACUCUUGUGCACACAACAAGUGAUACAGACUCUGACAGCGAGAGCCCUUGUAAAGUCACCGGACAGAAUACAACAAAGGAUCCAGUGUCCAAGGAUUACUCUGAAUCACAUGUAUCCCUAAACAAUGAUCUCCAGCGGGAACCAGGAGCACAAGAGCAGGAAAGAAGAGAUUCUUUUCUAAAGGAAAAAAGCAAGGAGGAAAUCAGUGCAAACAUGCCAGAUGGUAAGGUGUCCAACAUGGAGGAAGAGAGCAUCACAGGAGUGAAAGAAGAUGCCAGUGGUCCAGAGCCUGGUAAAACUUUGACUUCCUCUGAUACUCAGAGCGAAAAGACCUUCCAGCUACCAGCUUUCUUUAGUGGACUUCGCGUGCACAAGAAGGGUUCAUCUGUAGAGGAGAAAGAUACCCUGACUGUAAAAGAAGGGGACAGUGACCUUGCGCUGCUAAAACUAUCACAGCCAGUGCAGAAGUCCAAACUGCCCGAUGUGUCUCCUGUCAGGAGAAGGGAAAGUAAGAGAGCAUCUGAACCCAGGGCAAGUUCAAAAUUCAUGGAGCAACUGUCCCUGCUUCUAAAUUUUGAUCAACCUAAACAAGAAGAGACCGAGGACAAUGCAUCUCCAGAAGAAAGUCCAGAAACCAGCAUAGGACAGGGUUUGGAAGUUGAGUCAGAGGUCAAGACAGAGCCUGUAUUACAAGAGUCCGCUUUAGAUGCAUUUAGGUCUUUUUUCACAGGUCCACCCAGAAAGCCCACCAAGCCAGUGUCUCCUGAUUUGGAGACAGUCAAGCGCAAGCAGAAGAAUGAGAAGGAAUCUCUGAAAGCAAUCUUUGACAAGGCCAGAAACACGGAUGCUGACAACACCGAUAAGAAAAGUCCGGACCAUAGCCCGUCGGACCCAGAUGACAGGACACCAGGGAGACUGCUAGCUGUGUGGCCGCCGCCAAAACCAAAAGAUGAGGAGGACAAAGUGGGUCUGAAGUACACUGAAGCAGAAUAUCAAGCCGCUAUUUUACACUUGAAGAGGGAACACAAGGAGGAGGUGGAAACGCUGAAGUCUCAGUUUGAAAUUCAGGUUUUCAAUGUACGAGGGGAACAAGCUGUUCAGACCAGUAGACUUCAGGAUGCAAUACGAAGUCUUCAGGAUGAGUUGCAGAACAGAAUACAUUUUUUGAAAGGAGAGACACAGGAUGCCUGUGUUUCUACUGAGGAUGAGAAUCCACCAAAGACCUUUCGCAAUGUAUACAUUCAGACUGACCGUGACACAUUCCUGAAGCCAAGUGAAGAAGACAAUAAGACUCAUAAGACCAAUAACAUUGUACCCAAGAAACUAAAUAUCACCUCUCUGAACCAAAACUUGUCUAGUGCCUCAUCCCCAACUUCACCAAUUUCUCUUUUGGGAAGUGAAUUACACCCACAACCACCUCCCCUUCUUCCAAAUUCUGUUCCUCCGCCACCACCAGUUCCUUCUCUUGGUUCCGGCCCUCCUCCACCCCCUCCUCUUCCAGGUUGGGGUCCCCCUCCACCCCCUCCUCUUCCAGGCUCUGGUCCCCCUCCUCCCCCUCCUCUGCCAGGCUCUGGUCCUCCUCCACCCCCACCUCUGCCAGGUGCCGGCCCUCCUCCACCCCCACCUCUGCCAGGUGCCGGCCCUCCACCACCUCCUGGACUAAUUUUUGGUGGUAUCUCAUCUGCAAGCAAAGCACCUCGGAAACCACCUGUAGAACCUGGCUGUCCCAUGAAGCCACUGUACUGGACAAGGAUCCAAGUCAAAGUUAGCAGUUCUAGCGUGAAUUCUACCUUAUGGGACUCAUUGAAGGAACCCAGCAUUGCUGACACCAAAGAGUUUGAAGACUUCUUUUCCAAAACUAGUGUUCAGCAGAAGAAGAAACCACUGUCUGAGACAUUUGAGAAGAAAACUAAAGCCAAAAAGAUUAUAAAACUAUUGGAUGGUAAAAGGUCACAGACUGUGGGCAUAUUAAUAUCAAGUUUGCACUUGGAUAUGAAGGACAUUCAACAAGCUAUAUUAAAUGUGGAUGAUUCCAUAGUGGACCUUGAGACACUACAGGCUUUAUACGAAAACAGAGCUCAGAAAGAGGAACUGGAGACAAUAAAAAAGCACUAUGCAACUGCAAAAGCUGAGGAUGUUAAGCUACUGGACAAACCUGAACAAUUCCUCCAUGAAUUAUCUCAGAUUCCAAACUUUUCAGAGCGUUCCCAGUGCAUUAUUUUUCAGUCUGUCUUCACAGAAGGAAUAUGCUCAGUUCGCAGAAAAGUAGAAAUCCUCAGCCGUGCCUCUAAUGGUCUCUUGGAAAAGGAAAGUGUGAAAGAUAUCAUGGGUUUAAUACUUGCGUUUGGAAACUACAUGAAUGGCGGCAACCGAACUCGAGGACAGGCAGAUGGCUUUGGGCUUGAAAUUCUGCCCAAGCUGAAAGAUGUUAAGAGCACGGAUAAAGGCCUCAGCUUUGUGGAUUAUAUAGUCCGUUAUUACCUACGACACUUUGACCAGGACGCUGGGACAGACAAGAGUGUUUUCCCCUUGCCAGAACCUCAGGAUAUCUUAUUGGCCUCACAGAUGAAAUUUGAAGAUCUAGAGAAGGAUUUGCGGAAACUUAAAAAAGAACUUGAAGUGUGUGAAAAAAAAGCAGCCGUUGUAGAAAAAGACUCUCCUGAGUGCCAUCUGCAGCCUUUUAAAGACCGAAUGGCAGCAUUUAUCCAAAAAGCCAGGGAAGAACACGAGACAGAGGAAAAUAACUUGAACAAAGCAAAUACCAGCUUUGAUAAAACAGUUGAAUAUUUUGGAACAAAGCCAAAGGCUGGUGAAAAGGAAGUUAGCCCCAACUCCUUCUUCGUGGUGUGGUACGAAUUCUGCAGUGACUUCAAGGACGUAUGGAAACGAGAGAGCAAAACCUUCUCAACAGAAAGGCUCCGUCUGGCCCAGGAGACGGUCAACAAACUAACAGCAGAAAAGAAGGUAGAAACCAAGAAGAUUAACCCUGCGGCUAGUCUGAAAGAGAGACUUCGUCAAAAAGAAGCCAGUGUGAGUGGCAACUGAAAGUAACCCUAAAGUGCAAUUUGUGAGGUCCAGCUUGGCUGCUGUGGGGGUGAACAGACUCUCAACCAGCAGCAACAGAAUCCAUGUGCUGUAAUGGUGUUACUAGCAAUCGGAAGCUGGAGACCUGUUUCACAUGCUCAUAUUUUGGGUGUAAAGGAGCACGGACCAUAUUGUGACUGAACAAAUCUCCGGACGUUUAAUGGAUAUUGACCUUUAUAUAGGCAUACAUAAAAGAAGACCUCCAUGUUCCAGUACUAGAGACAUAUUGUGUGCGCGUGUGUGCGUGUGUGUGAGUGUGUGUGAGUGUGUGUGCGUGUGUAUGUACACAAAUAUAUAUACAUACAAAGCGAGAGCUGUUUUAAAUGCAAAAAUCAGAUUAAUGCUACCUGGGCUAUUAUAAAUUAUUCACAAUGUCCUAGGUUAUUUUAUUACCUGAAAUGUUUUAUUUCUGUUACUUUUAUAUAAUGCAUAUUUAUAUUCUUGUAUAGGGUGUGUGUAUGUAUAUGGCAUUUGUAGGCAGAGCUGUUGUUGCUACCCAGGAACUGUGUGAUUUAGUUAGUGAAUAUCCAAUUAGACGUUAGUUCUCUCCGGCCAAAAUGGCAGCUAGAAAAUUGCACUAUAUUUUUUUCUACACUGCGUAUACAUACGGUAUAUUGCCAUCUUUUUUGGAGUUAUUUUAAGCAAAGGAAAAUGCAAAUUCAUUAUUGCAUUUCCAGUCACAUUCAUUUUUACUUUGAUAUCAGAGGAAAACGUGUACUGCAAACUCAGUUAUUGAAAGUCAGAAAAGUUAGUGUGAACAUUACCUGCGGUCAUCACAGAUACACACUUUCCAUCUGUUUGUGCUAUCACAUUGCAUUGGUAAGAAACCGUUCGUGCACAGACAGGCUGAGUGAUAUAUGGUAAAUACAAAUUGUAUUUAGUCAAAUUCUUUAGGUUGUAUAUUAAUACACAAAUGGAGUGAUGAACAGCGGCAUUCCAGAGGUUUGUGAAUGGAAUUUCCAAAGAUGCUCUGCCCUUAUGUAAUCUAUCCACCUAUGGACUUAUUAAUCCACUAGGAAUCGGUUAGGGAGAAACCUAUAGCCAAGCACCAGGAAACAUAGAUAACGUUUUACGUGUAUUUACAUUUCACAUCGGUGUCAGGAUUUGGAAAACAAAAUAGGUUCCAGCUAAACAUAACAUGCUAUCUUCCCUCCUACCAUUUAAUGAAGAUAGGACAAAAACAUUCACCUGUCCUGAAUUGUGUAUAAACGAAGAACUCGAUUUUAUGAUUAAAACAUUUGUAUAGUUGAUGUGAGUGAUUCCAAUCCAGUUAAAUUAAUGUUGCAAUUUCUAUGGUCAUACAUGUGCACUCGUUAGCUUGUUUUUAAAGUAAUACUCUAGAGUUUUAAAUUAAUACAUUUCCAUUUAAUACAUGCAUUUAUAAUCUCCUGGGCCCCUCUCCCCAACAAAAUCUCUUCAAUGAAGAAUUAAAUUAAAGGAACACUGUAGGCACUAUAACCAUUUCAUAUAUGGUAAUUUACUAUACCAAUUAAAGGAACAAUGCAGGCACUAUAUCCAGUUCAUCUCGUUGAAUUGGUUAUAGUGGCGAGAGUCCCCUGGUGCUGUCCCUACAUUCAGUGUUUAAACAUUUUUGAGCAGAUUAACACUAAAUAACAAUCUCUGGAAACCCACACCCCAUUCCAAACUGGAGGUGUGACGUAGGCAGAUAUUACACACUUCCUUCUAACCAUACCAAUUCAUACCAGCAAAGGGUGAUGCGAAAUGCUGAAAGAGAACAGCUGGCACUCUUAGCCAAUCACAGACACCUUUUCCUUCUCAGUCUAAUGCUUUCUCAUUAGCCCAAGCAGCACAGAGGGGGAUGGGCUGCUGUGUAAGUAUUAAAACAUUAGAAACCAUUUAAGAUUGAAUGGAACGAUUCAGAUGCUAUAAGCACUUUAAUAAGGUGAAGUAGUUACAGUACCUACAGUGUCCUUUUGAAGGGAGCACUCCAGGAACUAUGACAACUUCAUCGGAAUUAAGUUUUGAUGGUGCUAGAAGGUCCUCAAUGUCUUCUCUCCAGCGCCAUUUAGCUCUGCUGCUCUCAGAUUCUAAAAUCAGGAAGCUUCAGACUCAUGUCGGUGGCCAUCCAAAAUU
Pelobates fuscus (common spadefoot toad) is the source of this 5955-nucleotide messenger RNA. It is a transcript of the gene FMN1, whose product is annotated as formin 1. Gene Ontology annotation, molecular function: microtubule binding. The record is from RefSeq and is a predicted model, not a curated record. Gene Ontology annotation, cellular component: cytoplasm; actin filament; nucleus. The transcript has 17 exons. Bases 124 to 3822 code for a protein of 1232 amino acids. Lineage: Eukaryota; Metazoa; Chordata; Amphibia; Anura; Pelobatidae. Gene Ontology annotation, biological process: actin nucleation.